AUGCUGGCUGGAGUAGCUGAUGACUGGUGGAUUGGCCCUCAUCAAAGACUGGAGGCUAUUGGUGAAAUGAUUACUUGUGCUAUGUUUACGAGGGAGUUCCUGAGGAAGUAUUUCCCGGAAGAUGUCCGGGGAAAUAAAGAGACGGAGUUCCUUGCACUAAAACAAGGGAAUUCAACCGUUACCAAGUAUGAUGCUAAGUUCGUGGAGCUUGUGAAGUUCUAUCCACAUUAUAGCGAAGAGACUGCUGAGUUUUUGAAGUUUAUUAAGUUGGGGAGUGGGUUGCGUCUGGAGAUCAAGCGGGCGAUUGAAUAUCAGCAAAUUUGUAGGUUCUUGGAGUUGGUGAACAGUUGUCGGAUUUAUGAGGAAGACAAUUUUUCUCAUUUGGCUCAUUACAAGAGUUUGAAUGAGAAAAGGGAAAAACAACAUCAGGACCGUAGGAAGACUUACGAUGCUCCAGCUGAUUAA
This is a messenger RNA of Vicia villosa (hairy vetch), 465 nucleotides long. RefSeq lists its product as uncharacterized. The record is from RefSeq and is a predicted model, not a curated record. The coding region runs from base 1 to 465 and encodes 154 amino acids. NCBI's taxonomy places the organism in Eukaryota, Viridiplantae, Streptophyta, Magnoliopsida, Fabales, Fabaceae. The transcript has a single exon.